Triplophysa rosa is the source of this 5938-nucleotide messenger RNA. RefSeq names its product sodium channel, voltage-gated, type IV, beta b (gene scn4bb). The transcript is spliced from 7 exons. The coding region runs from base 3279 to 3968 and encodes 229 amino acids. Gene Ontology annotation, biological process: regulation of sodium ion transmembrane transporter activity; regulation of ventricular cardiac muscle cell membrane repolarization; cardiac muscle cell action potential involved in contraction. Gene Ontology annotation, cellular component: voltage-gated sodium channel complex; membrane. NCBI's taxonomy places the organism in Eukaryota, Metazoa, Chordata, Actinopteri, Cypriniformes, Nemacheilidae. The record is from RefSeq and is a predicted model, not a curated record. Gene Ontology annotation, molecular function: sodium channel regulator activity; transmembrane transporter binding.
GUGUGUGUGUUUGCUUACUGCAGUAUACCAGAGAGUGCUGAAAAAGGCUCGUCCCCUGCCAGACUCUGCUGCACCAGCAGAGGACACCUCUGUGUGUGUGUGCGGCUGAUGAGAAAGAAAUGCAGCAUCGGUGGGAACUGGUCCAGAAAAGCAGAAAAAAGUCUCCCCACAUUCAGUGCAGCGCAACGCUGCAGUCCAGUGUUAUAACAGAGCCCAGAACUCCAAACUGCAGCUCUGAUCUCACUCCCACCAACCCCCAUCAUCAUUAUACAACACGACUGUUUUCAAUGUCACGCUGGGAGGCUACUGAAUGAAAGAGAUACUCUGACCACUGAAUAGUAAUACUGUAUGAGAGUAACUGACAUGUCCUGUGUUGUGACGUAUUACUUAACAGUAUACUGUACUUCAUGUAAAACUUUUAAAACAGCAUUGUACUGAUUGUUCAUGGUGCAGUGAACACUCCUUUUUAUACAUCUUCACGAAACUUACAAUAUAGUACAACAUAUUGUCGCAAUAUUAUUCUUCCACAGUGAACAUUUUUAAUUGGAGCAAUACACUAAAUAAUUUCACCUAUUUCUUAAAAACGUUAGUUCAAAAGCUGCCUUAAAUCAUACUGGCUUUACAAGUCACUUGCAUUCAAAUGAUAUUAAACUGACUUUAAAAACAGAGUUUAAUUGAUUUCAACUUGAUAAUAAUAAUUUAAAUUUAAGUACUCAAGUACAACAAAUUUUAUUUAAUUAGGGCUGCUUUUGAACUAAAGUUUUUAAGUUGGUUUUAUUACAGUAUCGGUUUCUGGUGCCAGCACAGAAUUGAGACACUUCAAAAAUUUUGUAACAAUCCCUUUUAUUUCAAUGUGAAAGUGAAAUUAAGCACACACUUGACUUGAAUAAUAACUAUAUAUGUAAUUACUAAAUUACAAUUAAGCGUAUUUAAGUUAUUAUCAAAUUAUUAUUAAAUAUCAACAAAACCCUAUUUUACAGCUAGGCUAAGAGAAAAACAGGUGUUUCAAGAAAAAGGGUGUGUGCAAAAAUCUCAAAAUUGCUUCUAUUGCACCAUGCAUUAUUCCUUUUGUCAACCCAAAAAUCUUCCUUACCAUUAUUCAUCAAUGACCUUUUCUGUAAUGACCCAGAUUCCUCAUAGCAAUAGUUAUAUCUCUGUUCACUGUCGCUUUUGGUUUAAUUUGUUAAUGGCACUAUGGCAAAUGAUAAUAAUGUAAAAAAUAUAUUAAAUAAAAAAAUAUUGGUGUUUUUAGAGGUGGAUGUCUACAGAACAGGAUGGCCAAUGCUCAAUAUAAUGCUGAUACAAUACAAUGUUAUGUUUAAAAAUGUGACACCGUGUUGACAUUUAAACGUGUUUCAUGUAAUAUUUAGCAAAAAUGUGCCAUUAUUUCAGUGCCAAAGUUUUUUCAAGGGGAAUUACUGUUGUUGAAGUCGGCAUGAAUUGGAAGUUCCAAUGGUGUUUUUUGUGACGCGAGUGAAACGGCUUCUGGAAUGAGAAAAAAUAUAGACUGGAUUUUGUUCUUAGCGAAUUGAUUGGAUUGGAUGUCUGUCCAUUGGACAGUCAAUAUAAUCCCAUCCUCAGGCAAAGACAUACGUUGAAGCAAGUUUCUGCUUUUAAUGAAAGAUUAUGAGGAUGCAUGAAUUAAAAAAAUGACCAGCAUGGAUAAAUCAUCACACUGCAAAAUUCCAUAAAAAUAACCAAAACACUAUCAUUAUGAUUAUCAUAUUCAUCAUGGCUUUAUACAGUAUUUUAGAGGGAAAUUGCUUCAAACAACGCAUAUAAAUCUCUCGCUUCACAUCCAUCACUCUGGGAUAUACGCAUGCAUAUGAAGGACACAGGUGACAUACUGUACAUUACUAGAAAGACCCACAUACACAUGCCAAGUAUAGAAAGUCUCUGGGUUUCAGAUGACAAUUGUCCUGAUCCAGUAAAACCUGACACUGCUGGUGCAGCCUAUUAUCAAUACCGGGGGGUGUUGGUUGAGAAAUGCAGAGUCAUGGGAAACCCAACUCUGCCAGUCUAUCAUGGAUGUGAGGGGAGAAAGACUUGGACACAUUAUUCAAAGUCAUUCAAUCACUUUGCAGGUAAAUACUCUUCUCAUGCCUCCUUCCCAAGUGUUCAUUAACAUGAACAUCUUCUGUGAUCUGGAACACAUAUGUGGGUUAAUGGCACAUGCUACUCCGUUAGACAGAGGUCAAACACUCAUCACAGUGUUAUUUCAUGCUUUUCCCAGCAGUCAAUGGUGCAGGAGAACCCCCUUAUGUGUCUUCUCAGAGCUGCCCUCCCUGUAGCCUCUCGAAAAACUGCAAUGCAGAAGAGACUCCGGACCCCAAAUAACACUGCCUAACAACCUGAACCCACAUUUACAGCUCAGAGAGAGAGAGAGAGAGAGAGAGAGAGAGAGAGAGAGAGGAGCAGGGAUAGAAGGGGAGGGAGGAGGCGAGGGAGGGACAGGCAGCUAGCCAAGGAGAAGAAAAGUUGAGUGAGAGCCAAAUAUUAGCAGAUUUUUCAGCGAGAGAGAGAGAGAGAGAGAGAGAGAGAGAGGAGGGCUGCUGUUCAACAGACUAUCUGCAGUUGUCCUCAAACCUCCAGCCAUUCAAUGCUCCACUGAUCUGUUUUCUCGGCGCCCCUCACAAAGCUCAUACUGUGGACUGAUGCCCUCUGCUUCAGAGAACAGGACACACAGAUUUACCUGUGCAACAAAGACUUAAUUGAAUCCUCUCCACCGAUCUGUCUGCUGUGAGAGAUCUGAUGACAGGGCAUUUCUUUAUCAGUAUUUUGCAUUUUAAGAUCCAUCUUAUCUAUGCAGUAUGUAUUUCAAAUAAAUGUACCUGGUUUAGAAUUAUUUUUCAUUAUUUGAAUGGAGAACAUGUUUAUGGACUCAAAUUUAAAAAUAGAAAUGAUCACAUCAUUAUUUCCCGAUCAAGGCAUUCGUGGGGUCUUGCUGCCCUCCUGUUCAAAAACUUCCCUUUACAGGGCAUGACGGAGAGCAACCGAGCAACCAAAACACAGAUGGAGUUAUAAAAACAUUUUCCCAUCUGGGCAGAUCCUUGGGCUUCCAGAAGUCUGAGACCUGGGCAGGCCUCUCCUCUUCCACCCUUUGACAGGAGGAACCUUGUAAUUGCACACACAGACGAAUCUAGCGUUCAAUUGCGGAGGGGCAGGCAGGACCAACCAGCAUACUGAGGAGAACAUACUUUUGGGAAACUGACAAAACAGGAAGUGAACUGCUGCUAGGAAGGCUGGUGAACGUGAGAAAAAUAGCAGAGGAGUGCAACAUGGAUACAAAGAGCAGAGGACAUCUAAGAGGAAGAGAAGAUUCCUCAGAAAGAACUGUGUGCUGUCUUCUGCUCACACUUAUCAUUGGUGUGUGUUGUGUUCGUGCUCUGGAGAUGUCUACUGGUAAGAUUCCCUUUUUGGAAGCUGUGAAUGGCAGUACAGUUCUCCUGCCCUGCACCUAUGCCAGCUGUAUUGGGAUUAAGGAUCUGUACUUCAAAUGGGAGUUCAAUGACAAUGGCACUAUGGAGAUGUUGGCUGAUGCUGUUAUUCCAAUGGAUCACGUCGAUCCAUCUAAACUGACUGUUUACCACGAGAGGGUGAAUUAUGUUGGCUCCAGUAAAGAAAAUAACAUCUCCAUCCUGCUGUGGAAUGUAACAUUCGAGGAUGCAGGUGUCUACACCUGCUUUGGCAAAAACCCAAAAGAGAAGAACAAGAAUCACAGUGCCAUAUUCACUCUAUACGUGGUAGAGGAAUUAAAAGAGGUUGAUAACACACUUACCAAAAUCAUUGCUUCCUGUGUUGGCGGAUUCAUCGCUGCGUUAAUGGCCUUCAUGCUGAUAAAGAACUUGACUCUGUUCGUACUUGCAAAGAUUGAGGAAAAAAAUAAGGAGUGCCUUGUCACCUCCUCAGGGAUCGAUAACACAGAGAACGGCCUGUCUGGCUCCAAAACCACACCAAAGAAAGCAUGAAAGAGUGCACACAGACACAGUCACACAUGCACAUGAAAAUGGCUAUAAAAUAGAUCAGCCAUCAUGCUGUGCCCUCUGUUUAUUCAUAUCUGUGUCCACAAGUGCUAUAACAUCUUUUUUUGCGAAAAGAGUAAUAAUAGCAUUCUAUUUAUUACAUUUCUAUAGAAGUUUUCAGUUCACAAUGGUCAUUUUCAACAUUUUGAGAUAUGAAGAGGGGGCAUUAUGUAUUUCUGCAUAUAUUAUAUUGAUAUAUGCAUUUAAAUAUGCACCACACACAUGCACUUUAUUUUACUGGCCCAUAUCAAACCUGUGAACUAUAUUUCUUAUAUAGCCAAUAUACAUUUUCUUCAAACAAUGCUUGAAACGUAAGCUGUUCUAUUCAUGGCUCCUUAAACUGGACUGUAAAACUGUGAGAGCCCCUUGGUACCUUGUUUAGAUGCCUGACUAAAAUAGCAGAGAAAUACGUGUUUAGCAACACACACAUUUAGUUUAGAGCUAGUAGAAUCAUUGUUUUAUAUCUUUAAAUAAUUCUUAUGUUUAGCAUAAGUUUAGAGUAAAGGCCUAUGGUUGUUAUUGUGAGGUCAUGUUGUCAAACGAACGUUGAAGUUUAGAAAAUUUUGUGAAAGGGGCAUUUGUGGUUUCUGUUGUUGUUUUUACCUAAAUGACAGAGAUAGACUCUCAAUGUUGGUAUAGUAACUGCAUGUUAUAAUGCAGUAGGUCUGGAUACCAAAAUCUAUAGCGAAGUCUGAUUGUUAUUAGCAUGGAAAGAAUAAGGCCUUUAUGUACCGUACCAGUCCAGUUCAACAUAAACUGUAUUACCAUUUUGCUUGAAAUUGAAUCACAGGUGCCUGUUAACGCUUCUGUCGCCACCUAUUGGUGAUAAAAAGUAAAUGCAAAACAUUAUGAUGCAAAGAAAAAAGAGAAAAAUAGUAAAAACGCUGCAAAAUUGCAAAAGCCACCAACCAGUUAGUAAAUAAAAUCUAUAAUGAAUGAUAUUUGACAAUCUGUAGAGAUCAGUGUCCCCUUAGAUAAAACCCUGAAUGAAACACUGACAAUGCUGCUUCAAAUAAUUUCCAGUGCAUUAUAGCAUGUGCUAAAAAAUGGCCAGAUUUUUAGGGCUAUGUGACUCGAUAUACCUGUAGAAACAUAUAUAAUGCUUUUUUAUUGACAUAUUGAAACACAUUUGUUACAAUUUAAUUAGCAUCAGCUAUAAAAACUGAAAAUGCUAAGUAAAACAUGAAUACCAAAAAGGGAAAAAAAUAGCAAAUGUACACUAUAAAUUUGUCCUGUGACAUCAUGACAAUGCAAUAUUUAAAGGCAAUAAACUCAUCAUCAAAAUCAUGCAAAACAAUAACGAAAAUAUAACAGUCUCUCAUGUAAAUAGAGAUUUAUUAUGCUUGUAAAUACAAGAACAAAAAGAUUUACUUGCAGGUAGGUUUAGGGACUGACGUCAAGCAAGAUCAUUCUAUCAGAAUUGCGAUCCAUAAAAUAAAAAUAUCCCAAUAAUCUAUUAUACAAGAAAGUUAUGGAGUAAAUAUACAAUUAAAGGAUAUUUCAACAAAUCUAUUGAUUCAGCUUAAUGGAUCCUUCCUUAAAUACAUGGGCUCAGACUAAAAGGUUUUACACAUUUUUGCUAUUGUUGGUGAAUUUUGAAUCCAGUAAUGCUGAUGUCACAAACUCUUAAAGUAGCUUGAUUUCAGUGCCAAAAGGAGUUCACUCCAGAUAAACAGUUUAACAAAUCGUUUCACGUUUCUGGUUGUACUGUAAAUUUGUUCAAUAUAAAUAUAGAGCAGAAACAUUUGUUUAAGUAUAAUCUGGUAAAUGUGUGCAGCAUUUGGACCUGAAAAAUGUUUAACCAGUAGCUCUUCUUCCUCCCUUCCACCAAGCAUUGUCAUUGAAAGUUAUGUUUUUUUUUUGGUUUAAAUUUAUUAAUUUGUUUAUUUUGUGACUUGUGACUUAAAGUGGAAGUU